UGGAUCAAGUCAGGGAAGUAUUGUCGGAUGUCUACGUCGGGGAAGUGGUUUUCGGGAAAAUAUUGUCGGGCAAAUGAUGUCGAACCUAAAUUGUUAUUAUGCAAAUCAAAGAAACUUACUGAAUGUUAGACGUGGCCAAAGAACUAAUGAUGGAUUUAAAUAUUGUAAAUGUAAAUAUAUCUUGAAUAAGACUAUAAAGUAUAAAGCUAAUAUACCAAUAAUAGACGAAAAUGAAGCAUUAUUUGAGGACUUAUAUAGAUAA
Dentiscutata heterogama is the source of this 262-nucleotide messenger RNA. Lineage: Eukaryota; Fungi; Glomeromycota; Glomeromycetes; Diversisporales; Gigasporaceae. The record is from the annotation of a GenBank genome assembly.